AAUUAAAUCUAAUAUAAUACUUUAUGUCUCGAAUUAUGUCUAAAGAUUAUUAAUUUCUAUCAGAGUUAUGUGUGUGAUGUACUAUGUACAUUUAUAUUGUAUAUGUUUAAAUGAUACCUAACCUUAUAGAAGCUAUCACAUGGAACAAUAUAAGUUUUGCUUAUAUCAAAAGAAAAAGUUAAUCUAAGGAUAUAUACGUUUUGUAAAAUUACUUUGAUAAUUUUAAUAAAUUUUAGUAAGAUGAAUAUUACUCAAAUACUUUUGCAAACCGCUACAAAUGUAAAUGUAGGAUUUAUAAUUUCAGCAAUAAUAGGUUAUUCUUUAUACAAAAUAAUAGCAGUAAUAUAUAGAAAAAAAUUGCAAUCUUCUAAUGAUAAUUGCAAUGGAACUUUACAUUUUAUGCAUAUGUAUUCAGAUAAUUACAAGCUUGUUUUAGUUAUUAGAACUGAUUUAAAAAUGGGAAAAGGAAAAAUUGCAGCACAAUGUGCUCAUGCUGCCAUUGCAGCUUAUAAGGCAGCCACAAAGUAUCCUGAAUAUUUACGUACUUGGGAAAAGUGUGGGCAAACUAAAAUUACUGUUAAGGUGGAUAGCGAGAAUGCUUUGAAAGAAAUAGCAAAACAAGCUAGAGCUGAAGGACUUUUGGCAAAUAUAAUACAGGAUGCUGGACAGACACAAGUAAAGCCAGGAAGUAAAACAGUAUGUGCUAUUGGUCCAGGUCCAGCUGAAGUGAUAGAUAAUGUAACUGGUCAUUUAAAAUUGUUUUAAUAAUGAACAAAAUAAAGUGUUGCACGCAAUGGUGAUUUUAAGGAUGCUUCCACAAGACCAGAUAAGAGUUGACAAUUGGUAGGAUCAUGUGCCAAACCUGUACUGAAGGCUACAAGAGCCUCUCCAUGUCUCCCUAGACAUUGUAAGGCUACUCCUUGACGGUAGUAUGCCUAAUAGAGAUAUUGGUUUUACUAAUUAUUUGAAAAGUAACAAACAAAAGCAGCUAUUACCUUUGGCCAUUGAGGGCUAAGUUCGGUAGCUCUAACAGCAUCCUGAAGAGCAAGUGCAAAUAAACCCAUUUUGAGCCGGGCAGCUGACCUGUUUGAAUAUAGCACAUGGCUAAGUGGAUCCAAAGCAAGAGCUUCUGUGUACAAACUUGCAGCAAGAGCAUAAUCACCAUUUUGACAUGCUGCAUUGCUACGACGUACAGUCUCUAAAAAUAGAGAUCUUGAUCCAGCAGCCAAGGCCGACGUACCUUCGGGCUCCACCUUAUAAAUAUUUAUAUAUAUAUAUAUAUAAUUUAUAUAUAUUAUGCACAUACGUGUGUAUGUAUUUAUUUCAGAGUUAUAUUAUAUUGCUACUAUCAUUGUGUUAAUUAAAUAUUAUUUAUAAACAUUGUAUAAAAAAUUUAUUAUAAAAAAUAAGGUAAUAUUAAACUUAUUUAAGUAAUAUUAA
Molecule: messenger RNA, 1440 nt
Organism: Bombus pascuorum
Lineage: Eukaryota; Metazoa; Arthropoda; Insecta; Hymenoptera; Apidae
Product: peptidyl-tRNA hydrolase 2, mitochondrial-like
Exons: 5
Coding region: 241-765 (174 amino acids)
Cellular component (GO): cytosol; mitochondrion
Molecular function (GO): peptidyl-tRNA hydrolase activity
Source: RefSeq, a predicted model, not a curated record